This is a messenger RNA of Xenopus laevis (African clawed frog), 10050 nucleotides long. RefSeq names its product biorientation of chromosomes in cell division 1-like 1 L homeolog (gene bod1l1.L). The transcript has 27 exons. Bases 718 to 9786 code for a protein of 3022 amino acids. The record is from RefSeq and is a predicted model, not a curated record. Lineage: Eukaryota; Metazoa; Chordata; Amphibia; Anura; Pipidae.
AAAAACUAAUUUGAAUUUCAGUAAAUAGGCCCCUAGAAAAGCUUAAGUCCUCCGGCUACCUUCGGGUGUAUAGCUUCUUACUGCUACUGUCCUGCCACCUGGUGGUGGAUACUUAGUCCCUGUGUCCCACAGAUGAGAGAAUCCAGUUGGGCGACUACUGUAUCUGUGCAUUCAUGUGGCCCUCACUGGAUCCCUGUAGGCCUGAAAAUCAGAAUUGACAACACUGAUUGGAUCUGCCUUAUUUGGCCCCAUAAAUGAGUUUGACAACCAUAAAAAUUGACCAUGAACUAACGCAAGUACAUUUUUAACAUUUCUAACCCAAAAGCUGACCAACUAAAAACAUUCAGCACUGCGUUUUUCUUCUUCAUUCCAGUGAAGCUUCAAUGUAGGCUCUACCCACAGGCCUCAUGAGGGAAGCUCACGAAACAGCUGUCUUUUUACCUCACAGGAACCAAUCAGCAUUUGAGUCUAAUCAAAUCAGGGAGUAAAGCAAUAAGUACCACAACCUGACUGGUUCCUAGGGGUUACUGUUCCAGAGUAACGUUUCCCUCAUGGCUUCCUGACUCGUCCCAUGUUACCCACCAGCCAGCGUAUCAAAAUUUGCGUCAGCGAGUGGAUAACUUUGUCGCCAGUCACUUAGCAAGCCAUACAUGGAGUCCUCAUCUAAACAAGAACCAGCUGAGGAACAACAUCAGGCAGCAGGUGCUUAAGUCUGGAAUGCUAGAAUCUGGCAUUGACCGAAUUAUUUCACAGGUGGUUGACCCAAAGAUAAACCACUUAUUCAGGCCUCAGGUGGAAAAAGUCGUCAAAGAAUAUUUGGCCAUGAAGAAUAAUAAAGAAGACGGAAAUGUAAAUACAGAGCAAAACGAGGAGAGAUUGGAAACCUCAAUCUCUGUUCCUGGUUCUCUUCCAGCAGUUGGGCCUAGCACCAAUGUAGCGAGUGAUGCAAUGUCCAUUUUGGAAACAAUUAGUUCACUGAAUCAAGAAGCAACUUCUGCCCGUUCCCUGGUGGAUACUACAAACCAUAAAAACAGCGACAAAGGGGCCAAGAGAACAAUACAACAAAGUGUUGAUGUUACAGCAGAAAAGGAUUGUACUUCAGAGGAAACUCCAGAAUUGGAAAAAUCUGUCCCUGACAUGCUCGUGGCAGAAACAGAGCUUGAUAUAAAGACAGAAGAUUCCAUUGAUAUUUCCUCCACUGUAGAAGCUUUGAAACUGCCUGAUACAGCUGGUGUCUCACAAAGCAAAGAUGUUCCAAAUAUAAGUGAGGAACCCAAGCCUAAAGCUGUAGAGAGUGAAAAGAAAAAUGAGGUCAGUGAAACAGAGAAGAAAGAGGAGAAGAAGGAAGCAAAGACUGAAAAAAGGAAAGAGUUCCCCAAAAAAGGUGAUGAUGCUGUAAAGGAGGAAAGGACUGCGAAGGAAAAUGAACUAGACAAGAGCAGCUGUAAACAGAAGGCAACUAGUACCUUAAAAGAAGAGAAUCUCUCUGUAGAUUCAGAUAUUGAUGAUUAUACAGAUGUCACCGUCAGCUCUGUGCAUACAAGUGACCUAUCUUCGUUUGAAGAGGAAAGUGAGGAAGACGCAGUGGUUUCAGAUAGUACUGAGGAGGGAGAAAUUACCUCCGAUGGUGAUGAAGAGGACAAAGUAGAUGACAAGAAUAUUGCCAAGCCAGAAACUGAGCAAAACGAAGUAAAAACCAAGUCGAGUCGUCCGCUGUAUGUGCACAAACCAUACUUGUACUACAGUGAUUCUGAUGAUGAACUGUCAGUGGAGCAACGUCGGCUGUCCGUUGCUAUGGAAAAAGAAGAGAGACUGCUGAAAAGACGAAUGAAAAGGGAGAAAUUGGAAGAAAAGCGUAAGCAGAAAGCAGCUGAGAAAACAAAGCACUCGAAAAUCAGCCAGGGGAAAGCUGGAGCUUCCAAACACAUCAAGGCAAAAUCGACCAGCAUAAAGGAGGUGCUAAAAGAACAAAUGUUUUUAGAAAAAAAAGUAGCAAGGAGCAAGAAGAAAAUAAGAGAGUCACGGAAUGAAAAAAAUACCCUGAAACCAAAAUGUGACCUUUUGGAAGACGAUAUGAAGGAUUUCAUGAAAAAUGAGUCACACGACAAACCAUUACUUGCCAAAGAAGCAAAAUCUAAUAUUGGAUGGAGUGAAAAGCCUUUUAAAGUAAUGGCAGAAUCAGCAGAAGAAUGUAAAACUGACAUUCGAAUAGAAAAGGAAUAUAAGAAAAAAACACCACUUGAAAAGAACGAGACGAAUGUUGAAGAGCCACAAAGACAGGAAAGUGCACAUAAAACAGAAAAAAUUGUAAAGAAGGAUGGCCAUGAUUGUGAAUCACCCAGCAUGAAAGUGGAACAGAAAAAGGAGAGGUCGUCCUCCAAAGACGACAAGUCGUCCUCCAAAUAUAGAUCUAAAACAGACAAUAUACAUAAAACAAAAGAUGAUUCUGACCCUCAAAAAUUCAAGAAAAAUUCAAAAGAUGAUGAUACCUUACAUAAGCGUAGUCAAAGCAAAUCCAGCUCUGAAGAAAGAUCUGAUCGAAAAAGUAAGCAUAAACAUGAAAGCAAAUCUUCCUCCUAUAGUAAAGAGGAGAAAAUCUCAGCGACUGAGAAUAUUAGCAAAACAGGUGAAAGUGUUCUCCGGGAGAGUAAACGAGAAAGAUGCCAGUCGGAGGAAAAAUCAAGAUCCGAGCACAAGUAUAAGCGAUCCCUUAGUGAUUCCAGAACACACAGAGACUCGCAGAAUGAUUCAAGACAACAUAGUAGUAAUUCUCAGAAAAAGUCAAAGCUUUCUUCUGAUGAUAAAAGUGAGUCGGAUAUAGCACGCACAAAUUAUGCAAAGCAAGAGGAAAGCACAAAUAGAGAUAAAAGAUCAUACAGCUGCUCAGAAGAACGUGUUUCAUCAAAGGCAAAAUCAAAAAGUAGCAGCAAAUUGUCAAAACUUGGUGACCAGGAAGAACCAGCACAAAAGAAUGGCAAUGAAGAAGCAAAAGAUGCAGUCACUGCUCAAACAUCAAGUACAGUAUCAAAAGAUGCCAGUUCUAAAUCCAAACAUUCAGGAGACAAGGAAAAGGUGAAAUCUCGAAGUGACAAUAGAGAACAUUCCACUUCAAAACUGGAUAAGAAGCAUGUGGGAGAAAAUACAAAAAGUACAAGCUCAAAGCACAGCCAUAAGGAUUCAAAACGGAAGGGGGAGAGCAGUAAGUCUGACAAAAUAGGUUCCAGAAGCACUGAUGAAAAAAGGGCACAAGAAAGAAGCAGUUUGGAUAGAAAAUCAAGUAAAAAAACCACAAUGGAAUUUAAAGGUGAAAGCUCUAAAAGUGGUAUGCCUUCUAAAAAUGGUUCAAAACUAGAAAGUGAUGGAUGUGAUAAUGCCGGGAGAAAAAGAAAGCUUUCUUCAUGUUCUUAUGACACCAAAGACAUCCUAGCUAUAACGAAUGAAGAACUUUCUUGUGAGAGUGUAAAAACAGGAGGAAAGGAGAGAGAAUCUAAAUCUGCUGAAACAGUAGCCGCCUCAGAGGCUUUGGUUGAAUUAAGCAACUUUUGUCUUAAUGUAGAUGCCACUAGCACAGAGAGUGAAUAUGGAAAGGAGAACCGACUAAUGCAAACGUCUAACGUUCGCGAUCUAAAUGCUGCAUCAGCAUUUUCAAAUAAUUCUUCAGGUGAACACCGUGAACAUGAUACCAGACAAUAUUCAGAGACUGCUGCUGCUGCUGCAACUACAGUAGACAGUGGAAGAUGUUUAGAAAGGUCCCAUGUAUCAAAUGCUGAAAGUACUUCUAUUAGCCAUGUUGUAGAUCUUCAUCAUGAAAGUGGAGGUGAACAUUUUGGUCUUGAACAGACAAGUCCUAUGCCGGAAUCACAUGUUAACAUUAAUUCCCGCAUUUCUCCUCUUGAUGUAUCCUCUGAAAUAACAGAGGCAAACAAUGUGAUUUCAACAACUGCAGUCUGUGACACUCAUGUGAAUCAAGACGCAUUUAAAAUAGAGCAUGUCGGCUCUAACUGUGAUGCUUUGGUAGUAGACAACAUUGUAACUGGAAAUGAUGUUGAAGACCACAUGCAGAUGGCCAUUGAUAAAGAUUUGGCAGAGAAUAAUUCUGAAUCGACUUUUGGGACUUGUAUGAUUUCUUGUACCGAAAGCAGUGCAGAAAGUACAAUUGUACAAACAAGUUCUGAAAGAAAUAGCGAUGCCUCCUUUUCAACUCGUGCACAGGACAGAAAAACAUCGGAGUGCGAGGAUACUGCCACAUCAUCCUGCUCCACAAUUGAACAUACAGAGAACGUGUUCCUCAGAGGAACCAUUAUUUAUACGAACAGUUCAAGUGAAAAUGCUGCAACAUCAACAAACAUACAGCUGGAUAAUGUUAUGGCCACAAACAGUAGUGACAAUGCUGUGGGUGCUGGUAAUAAUGGGGAGUGCACUGCCACCACUUCUGCUGAAUUUGGAAACUUAAGUGAAGCAGAUGUUACAAUGUUUUCUGAAAAUAGCUUUGAAGUUGCAACAACUUCCAGCACUCGUGUAGUAUGCUCUCCAGAAAAAAGCAUGGAAAGUGCAGCAACUUCAUCUCAGGGAGAAAUCUGUGUUGUACCAAAAGUAGAAGCUAUUUGUGAUAUAAUAUUGAAACCUGCCACUUCUUCAGAUGGUAAUAUGUCCUCUUCAGCAGGCACCCCUAUAAAUGCAGCAACAUCUUCUAACAAUCAGGAAAGUUAUACAGAGAAUAGUGACUUUAGUGAAGUUAUUGAAAAUUCCUCAAGACAUGCAGCAUCCUCUUCUGUCAGCAUAGAAGAGAAUGAUGAUAGGCUAUUGAGCUCUGAAAAUAUCCUUACUCAUGCAGCGACUUUUUCUGACCAUGCAGCUAAAAAUAAAGCUGCUCAUUUGGUUUCUGAUAAUGACUCCACGAAUGCAGCAACAUCCUCAUACAAUGAUUUGGGGAGAGAUUCACUUUCAAUUCCAGAAAAUGUACGAAUGCUUGCGGCGACAUCUUCUGACAAUGUGGAGGUGCAUGAUGAUUGUUUUGUUGUUAGUAAAAAAGGGGGGUUAGUUGCAGCAACUUCAUCUGACAUUGGAGUGCCACACUCCAACCCAAAUGGGUUUUCUGAUGGUAUUGGUAUAUUCACACAUGCAUCAACCUCUUCGGACGUCCAUGUAGAUAACAAGGUUCUUCGGGGGUCUGACAUUUUUUUGGUAAAUGCAGCAACCUCUUCAGACAGCACUGGAGAAAACUAUGGUGUUCCUCAGGGCUCUGAAAAUGUUCAUGAACAUGCAGCAACCUCUUCAGAUAUCUGUGUAGAUAAUGGCAACACUCUUGAGGGAUCUGAAAAUGUUCAUGAGCAUGCAGCAACCUCGUCCAAUAUCAGUGUAGAUAAUAGCGGCAGUCUUCAGACAUCUGAAAAUGUUCUGGCAAAUGCAGCAACCUCCUCGGACAGUUUAGCAGAAAAUGUUGUUCUUGGAGUAUCCGAAAAUGUCCUGUCAGCAGCUUCUUCAAGUAGUACAAUUGACAGCAGCAGAGUAUUACAUCUUGAGGGUUCUAGAAUAUCUUCAGAAAUUGGCAAUGAAAAUAUAGCAGCAUCAUCCAGCAACAUAAUGGAGAGCAGUUUGGCAGAUGCUUCUGGUGUAUGGUUGCAACAUCCUAAUGGAGACAAUACAGCAAGCUCUUCAAGUUACUUAGACAGAGACUCCAAAUUUCAGCAUCAAACCACACAGUUGGGUAGUGCUGAGGAAAGCAAAAAUGCUAGAGCAACUUCGACUACUCAGAAGGAUGUUGCCGUUAAUGACAGAUGUUCAAAUAUUAUAUCUUCAGGGACUCAUGUUGUAAACUCCGCUGAUAUGGACCGUAGUCAAAUGGAUGGGGGCAAUGCAGCAAGCUGUUCAAGUAGUGGUACAGAACAAGGUUACAAAGACCAUAAACAUACAGAUCACCCAAGAGAGAAUACAGCCUCAUCAAGCUGUGCAUUCGAUAACGGUAUAGAAGAUAUAUGUGUUGAUCCUGAAAUUCCAAGCCAGAAUGGAAGUGAUGAAGCUGCAUCAUCCUCCAGUUCUUUAAAUAGUAGCAGCAGUGUUCAACAUCUAGUCCAUAAAGCCUCAUUAAGUCCCAACAAUGCAAACAUUGCAGAAUCUUCAAGUGUUGCAAUGAACAGCAGUAGUGAUGGCCUGAAUUUUUCUGUACGAUGCCCUGGAAACAGUACUGAUGAUGCUGCCACCUCAUCAAGCAACAUAACAGUUAGAGGAGCAGACUAUGUCAUUGGCAACAAUACACAAGCUACAACCUCUUCAAAUAUUUCCAUGGACAGCAGUACUGGGGAAGACAUAGAGCUGGAUACCGAAAAAGCAAGUACUUUGACAUCUUCAAGCACUUUAUUGAACAAUGAGAAUAGAGCACAAGCUCUUGAGACUGAAAAAGACAGUGUUACUGCUUCUUCUAGUACUGCGAUAGAAAACUGCACAAAUGCAAAUGAAGAGACUACAGGUAGCUCCGAUAAAGUCAGUGGGAAUGCAGCCACUUCUAGUAAUCUUACUUAUAGUAGUAACGAGAAAAAUACUAGUUGCAAUGCGAUUUCUGAUAUUAAUACUGCUACUACCUCCACAGCUAUUGAAGAAAGAUUUACUGCAGAUGAGCGAACUGAAAACCUAAACAUUUGUUGUGACAUCAACAGUGAAGCUACAGCAGCUUCUUCAAGCAAUGCCACGGAAUCCUCCUCCGAUAGUGGUGGAGGAAAUGCAACAUCCUCAGAUUGUGUGAUGGAUUGUAGCUUAGAAGGAGAAAAUGUGUCUCAGACCACACAUCAGGAUAAAAAUGAGGAGGCUGCUAGUUCUUCCAGUCUAUCUACUAAUAUGAGGCUGCAGGAGAUCCAGACUGAGACAGUGGGCAGCCAAAAUCUUGAAGAUGCAACUACUUCAUCCAGCACAGAAAGAGCAAAUACUUCAUUUGUCUAUAGCAGCAACACUAGUGAAUGUAAUGGUCGUUUUCACAAUGUCGAGGCAGCAGUUGAGUCAAGCUUAACAUCAAGAAGUGACAUUGACGCAUCUGGUACUCCAGGAGAGACUAUGGCUUUGUUGCCAAGUGCCAUGAAUGCAGCUAUGCAUCCUGAACUAGACCAUGUAAAUCUGGAUUAUGAAAGGGCCAAUGAAAAGGAGGAUGCUGUGAGUAGCGCGAGCUCUCAAGAACAUAAGAUACCCAGCAAUGGUUGUAGGCAAAUUGAAAUGCUAACAAGAGAUGGAGAAGUCGAUGGAGCUGUUACCAGCGGUGGAGCAGAAGUGAGUGAAUCCUCUAUGGUUUCUGAAAAUUCUGAGACAUUUGGUCUUGUGACUUUUGCAAAAGCAGGGGUAAUUGUUGAUGAUGGCAAUGUACUCCAUGUCCCAGUGGAGGAAGCGCCUGUCUCUAACAGAACUGACGCUAGUGAUGAAAGCUUGGUUAUAGAGGAUACAGAAAACAAUCCUUCUUUUGAGAGUGGAAAUUGUGAGACUGCAAGUAUAGGUGAUACCAAUGAAGCCGAACCCCCAAACCGGCAACUUUCAUUAGAGGAAGGGGAAGGUGCUGUCACCAGCACUGGGAUAACAGAAGAAAGUGAUAGAGCAAAAGUGAGGCAGGACAUAAGAAAAAGUGACAGUUCUUGCACUGGGGCUGAAAUUGAGCCUGGUGGCCAUGCCAUGAGCAGGCAAGAGGUGACUGAUUCAAAUGCAAUUAUAGAAGAUGAUGAGAGUGCUAUCACAAGUACAGGUGCAAAAGAAGAGGAAGAGGAAGGUGAGGGAUUUGUAACUAGCACUGGAACUGCAAGUGAAGAUUCUUCCUUAUCAGCCAGCGAUGAGAAUUCUAAUUGUGCUCAAACUUUUAAUUCUAAUAGCAAGACUCGACAUACAGCUGUUCGUUGUGAACAUGAGAGCGAGUGGAAAAGGAACCACGAACUUACUGAAGAAAUGACUCUGAGCGUAAUUAUUGCAAAUCCAGCAGGUAGUGCCCAGAGCAUGGCAGGCGUAAGUACAGAACAGAGUGAUCUGCACACAGCAGAUCAAAAUGCAUCAGCCUUAACUACUGAUAGUACAUCUAUACCAGCAAAAAAUCCACUUCUCGAUCAGCUGGAGAAUAGUUCAGCUGAAAUGGAAAUGGGUACAUCUCCACAUACUGAAGUGAUAUUUGGAGGGGAGAGGAGUGUGUCAAUACAGCCUGCUGCAGAUGACCUGACGACUGCAUUAAAUGUUCAGGGGCAAAAUCUAUUGGAAAUGAAUGAAGAGGACCCGAGCACCUCAGCCGGUGAAAGUGGUUCAGUGAGCAUGGCUUUUCAUUUACAAGAUAAAUCUGCAAUACAUGAUCAAAAUGACCCCAACCUUUAUACAUCUUCCAAACAAGUCCCUUCAAAUGAUGAGCAAACUGUUGCAGACCACACGGAUCCCAAUCCUACUGUUAAAAAUAAAGAUUCGCCUUUGGCAUCUGAAUCUGUACCGAGUAACACCGCGGCUGCUGAUGGCCUGUCCAAUGAGCAUGGCCACUCUUUCGCUGAACAUGAUUCCGUAAACAGUGAGGUAGUAGAAGAAACCGAAUGUUCCAAAGUUCCUGGUGACGGAAGUGUUGUCUUUGCAGAUGAACCUGCAGCUGUUUCUGAGACUGGUGUGUUACAGAAUGAGCAAAAGGAAAUAUCUUGCGAUGCAAAGGAGGAAUGUUUGGAAACCACAAGUGGUGAUGCAGUCUUGGAGACAAAGGGUCAAGUAGAUGAGGAUCUAGCUGAAACCAAAAAUUAUUUGAAUCUGACAAACGGUCAAGAGGAAGAAGUUGAGAUUCCCACAAUCCAACAACCUAAAACAGGGAGGUCUGAAAGGGAUCCAGAAUUAGGGCAACCGCUGGAAUCUUCUGAUCUUGGGAAGGGCCAAAGCUUUGGAGAGGCAACUGAAUCAAAUACUUCAGAAGAACCGCAAUCUACAAAACAAAAGAACCUAGAAACAAUCAAAGAUGUAGAUGCACCGAAAGAAAGUGCUACCUGUGAAACUUCAGGUCCAGAAGCACGAGAGGAGCCUUGUUUAGAAGAAUCCACUCCAAAGGUGAAAAAGCCCAGUGGCCAUAAAAGUCUUGAAAACCUGAAAGAGAGCCUCCCUAAGGAUAACAAUACAGAGGAAAUCCCAGAGGAAGCCAAGCCGCCAGUUGAGACAGAAAAGCGGAAAAGAGGGCGGCCUCCAAAGAAACUGAAUUUGCCUCCAGUUCCUGAUACAGAAUCGUUGCUAAAGGAGAGUUCAGAAGAAGGAAAAACAUCAAAUGCAUGCCAUCGGCAGGAAGAAAGUGUUCAUAUAAAGAAAGAUGUGCAUACCUUGGAGAAGGCUGAGCAUUGUCCGAAACAUUCUGACGAAAGGCCAGAAGAAAAAAGCGUGGAGACUGUUCACCGCAGAGGAAGAAAACCGAAACGUUCCCUCAGCUCUUCAGAGAGUGAACCAGAAAAAAAGCGCAAGAAGUCUGUCUCGGAAGAGGAGGAGCAGGAGAAUGCUGAACAUACAGACGACAAUGAAGAUGAUCCUAAAGGUGCCACAACACGAGCAGCCUCUCGACUGGAAGCAGAGAGAAACCUGCCUCACAAGCCCACUACCCGCGCUGCCUCAAAGUUACGUAGCCCAGAGCCUUCUUCCCGUAAGAAGCGCAAAGAUAAAAAUCCAGCAGAAUCGAAAUCGCUCAAAAACACACACACGAGGAUGAAAACACAAUCGUCUGGCACAAAGCGGCGUCGAGAACCAAGUCCUCCUCCGGCGAAGUCUCGCGGGCAGCAAACAUCAGAAGAAAUCACACCGAAAAGGACAAAGCGUCAGUGAUUUGGCUCUCGGCUGGAUACAAAAUAUGACGAAAUUUAUUUAUAUGACUACAAUCUUUUUAUUCUAAUUUAAUACUCUGUAUAAAAUAUACUUUCAUGAAGUGUUCAUGAUGUAUUAUAAGAUACCCCAAAAAAGCAACAAUGUUGUAUUUAGUUGAAUAGAUUUUUUUUUUUUUAGGAUGGUUUGUUUGGAGCAGUGAUCCCCAACCAGUAGCUUCCCUUGGAUGUUGCUCCCAGUAGCCUCAAAGCAGGAGCUUAUUUUUAA